This is a messenger RNA of Aspergillus affinis, 1011 nucleotides long. RefSeq names its product Bax Inhibitor family protein. Bases 1 to 1011 code for a protein of 336 amino acids. Gene Ontology annotation, cellular component: mitochondrial inner membrane. The transcript has 2 exons. The record is from RefSeq and is a predicted model, not a curated record. Lineage: Eukaryota; Fungi; Ascomycota; Eurotiomycetes; Eurotiales; Aspergillaceae.
AUGGCUUUCUUCCUACGGCGCCCGUUUGCCGUUCCAACGGCUCUUCGCCAAGCAGCACCCAGAGCUGCGAAUAACGCCCGAUUUAUUCACAACUCACCCCUCAAGCCUCAGUCCAAGCCCGUCGGUUCCGCCUCGCCUUCCAUCUUCGCGAAGUCCAGACAGACCUUCCAGAAUGCCUUCCGUCGCACAUACAUGCAGCCCUCCUACAAUGCCUACGGCGGCAACGUUACUCAAAAGCUGCUCUACGGAGCUGCCAUCGUUGGUGGAACGGUCCUGGCGACGAACUUGGUCUUCAACCGUGAGACCCGAGAGGAUGGCGGCAUGCCUGCGUUUGAACGAAGCUACCUGAACGACACUUUCUUGCACACUGGACUCGGACUUGGUAUAAUUGGUAUUGCUGCUAGAGCUCUGCACAUGAACGGAUGGUCGUACCGUCUGAUGUCGAUGAGCCCUUGGGCCGUCAUUGGUCUCGGCUUGGUUGGCAGCAUUGGAACCAUGUAUGGCACUUUGUACACUUCUCCCGACAACUACCUGAUGAAAUAUGGUCUCUGGGCUGGCUUCAACGUUACUCAGGCUGCGCUUCUCUCGCCCUUGAUGUUCAUGCACCCCGCUCUGCUUGCCCGUGCUGGUCUCUACACCGUCGGAAUGAUGGGCUCGAUCGCUUUCGUCGGUGCUACCGCCAAGCAGGAGAAGUACCUGUACCUCGGCGCUCCCCUUCUCGCUGGUGUUACCCUCGUUGCUCUUUCCGGUCUCGCUCCUCUCGUCAUCCCCGCCACCGCCACCCGCACCCUGAUGUGGUCUGAGAAGAUCUGGCUGUACGGUGGUCUCGCUGUCUUCGGUGGUUUCACUCUCUACGAUGUCCAGAAGAUCUUGCACCAUGCCCGCCUGGCCGAGCGCGGCCUUGUCCGCCGUGACGUCGUCAACGAGAGCAUCAGCCUCGAGUUGGACUUCAUCAACAUCUUCGUCCGUAUGGUCCAGAUCCUGGGCAUGCAGCGCAACAACCGGAAGUAA